Molecule: messenger RNA, 5967 nt
Organism: Arachis duranensis
Lineage: Eukaryota; Viridiplantae; Streptophyta; Magnoliopsida; Fabales; Fabaceae
Exons: 9
Coding region: 310-5592 (1760 amino acids)
Source: RefSeq, a predicted model, not a curated record
UCUGUGUGAGCUCAGAGAGAAACUCGAGAAACUCUUCUUCCUUUCUCUCUCUACCUCUUUCUAUCUCUCUCUCUUCGCUUUCUCUCUCUUCACCGCUUUCAAACCCUAACGCUUUGGCUCCUCCACACUCUUGCGGGGAUCACUCUCGAGCUUCAAUGGAGCCACCUCAAUGUCACUGAGUAAAUGGUAUGCUCAGAGGUGUCUUUUUGGGAAGCAUAGUAUUUGGAGAAGCUCUUUCUUCAUUUCCCUUGAUCCACUAGGCAUUUCUAUAACUAGUUAUCUUCUGAUAAAUUUUGGGUUUGUUAAUCUAUGCCUGGAAACGACGUAGGAGACAGGGUCCAUAAUUUUUUUGGUCAGGAAAACUUGUCCCAGGGCCAGUACCAUUCACAGGCAGUGGACGGGAACUGGCCAGGGUUAACCAACAACUUGUGGGCUGGUGGCCAGAGGCCAACUGAUGGGCCUUUCAUUUCCAAUUUGAAGAAUUUCAAUCUACAGCAAUCGGAUCCUGAGCAGGGACACACAAGCUCUCCACAUUUGCGACAUGGUUUGAACCUGGCACAAUCUAACCUGAGGCCUGACACUGGCAGAAAUCAACUCUCGAACCAACAAGCAGCUGUUAAUGGCUAUAUGCAGGGGCACCAGGUUUUCCAGCCUAGGCAAAAUGAAGGGAACAUUUUGGGAGUGGAUACCGAAGCUGGUUUUCAUGGCAUACGUGGAAUGCCAGUACUUGAAUCACAACAAGGCACUGGUCUUGAACUCUAUAAGAAGAAUUUGACUAGGACUGAUGCAGUUGAAUCUCCUGUCAAUUAUGAUUUUUUUGGAGGUCAACAACAAUUAAGUGGUCGGCAAUCAAACAUGCUUCAGCCUUUGCCUAGACAGCAGUCUGGCAUAAAUGACAUGCAACUUUUACAGCAGCAAGUAAUGCUCAACCAGAUGCAAGAAUUUCAAAGGCAGCAACAAUUUCAUCAACUGGAUGCAAGGCAACAUAGUUCAAUGGCUCCAGUUCCCUCCAUUUCAAAACAGGCAGUUCCAAGCCAUUCUGCUUCUCUCAUCAAUGGCAUUCCCAUAAAUGAGGCAUCUAACCUUAUGUGGCAACCUGAGGUAAUGGCAAGUAAUGCAAGUUGGCUCCAGCGUAGUGCAUCUCCGGUCAUGCAAGGGGCUUCAAAUGGGCUUAUAUUAUCACCUGAUCAAGUGCGUCUGAUGGGACUGGUUCCUAAUCAAGGAGACCAGUCUCUUUAUGGGCUUCCAGUUUCUGGCUCAAGAGGUGCGCCCAACUUGUAUCCUCAUGUUCAAACAGAUAAGGCAGCAGUGUCUCAGGUUUCUAUCUCACACCAGUAUGCUAACCUUCAAGGGGACAAACCUGCGCUCCCACACUUAGCAGCCAGUGGUAAUUCAUUUCCACCUCAGCAGUAUGGUUCGUAUUCAGAUCAAGCUGACACAAAUGACGGAAGUCCGAUGCCAAGACAAGAUAUUCAAGGGAAAAAUAUGUUUGGUUCUGUUGCUCAAGGUAUAAAUAUGGAGCACUUGCAGCAAGUGAAUUCGGAACAAAGAAAUGUGCCAAUUGAAGAUUUUCAUGGGAGGCAAGAAGUAGGUGGAUCAUCAGAGACUUCACAGGAAAAGAUGGUAAUGCAGGUUCCACCUUCACAGAAUGUGGCCACCCUGGAUCCAACUGAAGAGAAAAUCUUGUUUGGUUCAGAUGACAAUCUGUGGGAUGGAUUUGGCAGGAAUACAGGAUUCAAUAUGUUGGACAGUGCAGAUAGUUUUGGGGGAUUUCCUUCUCUCCAGAGCGGAAGCUGGAGUGCACUUAUGCAGUCUGCUGUAGCCGAAACAUCUAGUACUGAAACAGGCAUACAGGAAGAGUGGAGUCGUCCAAGUUUCCGGAAUAACGAACGUUCAUCUGGGAAUGAGCGGGCUUCAGCCAUUGAUAGCAGCAAACAGCCAGUUUGGGCCGACAAUAACUUGCAGUCAGCCCCCAAUAUAAAUUCAAGACCUUUUCUUCGGCCAGAUGAUGUUAGCAGGCCCAAUUCUGUAAGCUAUUCUGGUGUUCCCGGAUUUCAUCAGUCAAGUGUUGAUACUGUACCAGAACAGCGUGACAGGUUACAGACCGACACUUCUCAAAGAUCAAUUCCACAGUUUUUAGAAAGAGGCAAAUGGUUAGAUUGCGGCCCGCAGCAAAAACCAAUUGCUGAAGGGAAUCGUGUUUAUGGAAAUGCUGCUGAUUCUUCAGGUAUAGAAAUUAAUGAAAAGGUUAUUUCUGGUUCAUGGACCCAUCAACAGAUGCUACCAUCCCCAAAUAGUAGUGGUGAGGCACUCAAUAGAUCUAAUGGAUGGAAUGGAAUUAAGUCAGCCCCAUCUGAUAACAGUUCUACUCUUAAGGCUCGUGAAAAUGAAAACAUGUUUCAUUCCCGUCAUGAGGAUGCUAGACAAGAGACAAGCCAUGUAUCUGCAAUGUGGGAGCCUGGUUCUGAUACUAAUUCAUCAGCUGGAUUGGAACAUGUUAAGUCUCCAGCUAAUAUGCAGAUUUGUGGGGAAGAUACUGGUAUGAAUGGCAUUGGUGCUAUACCAAACCCAGGUGCUACAUGGGUCAGCAGGCAAAACAACCAGCAACUUCAUAAUGUUGAUGCAUGGAGACAUUCUGAUUCCAUGGGGAGCUAUGGAAAUGAUGGUCCAGGGAAAUAUCGGUUUCAUAUGGAGAAAAACCCUCUAGUUUUGGAAUCAUCUAGGAAUGAGAAAUUAGAAGGAGACAUUCAUGAUAGUGAGAAUAAAAAUGAAAAAUCAGCAGAUGGUGUUGGCCCUAAUUCAUCUCACCAUAGAGUUGCCAGUUUUGAUGGAAGUGAUUCACGUAGUCCAAAGGUAUCUGCUGGUGCAGGAAAUCGAAGAACUCCUGUAACUCGUAAAUUUCAGUUUCACCCUAUGGGGGAUGUUGGUGUUGACAUGGAGACUCAUGGAAACAAACAUGCCAUAAAUUCACAUCCUACACCCCAUCAACCUUUUGGAGGACUUAAAGGACAUGACCAAAGCUAUCCUGGGCAGUCAAAGUAUGGUCAUUCUGAUGAAAAUUAUACUGAAACAGAGAAGAGGAAUGCACCUGCUUUUCAGGGUGAGACAAAAAGCUUGGAUGAUAAUACUUCAAAAACCGCACUGCCUGGCCAAAUACCAAAGACAUUAGCCCCCUUUGAUAGAAGUGUCACUAAUUAUGCCUUAAACAAGACUGCUUCUCCCAGUCAAAAUAUUCUUGAGCUUCUUCAUAAAGUGGAUCAGUCAAGGGAGCAUGGCAUUGCAACAAAAACAAGCACUUCUAACCGUCAUUUAUCUUCCAGGGUGCCGGAUACUGAAUCUUCUGAUGGGUCUCAACGGAAUCAAAGUUCAUCUCAGGGAUUUGGUUUACAGUUGGCUCCUCCCACUCAAAGGCUUCCUGUGGCAUCAUCUCGUGUUACAUCUGAAACAGUGGAUAAGGGCAGUACAUGGUUGUCUUCUACUCAGAAUUUUCCUUCUCGAGAGUCAUCUCAUGAGCUUAGGAAUAACAUUUCUGGUUCCUCAGGACAAGUUUUAGAUAAAGCCUCACAGUACAAUGUGCUGGGAAAUAUGUCACAGGAUUUGUCAUCUGGGUUUCCUUUCUCGAGGAUCCAUACUCAAAAUCAAAACAGGGCUAGUUUUGUUGGAAAAGCUUCAAAUAGUCAAUCUUCCAAUGCAAAUUUUGUUGAUCAGACUGUUCCCGCAAAUCAGAUGGAUGAAUAUGGUGAAAGAUCUCACACUAGUCAAUCUGAAUCAGUAUCUGCUCGGGAUAUGCCUCGUCCAAGUGGUAUAGACCAAUUCAAUUCAAGAGACCCUUCCAUGCAAACUUCGGCAUCAGAGACUGCCGCUGCCACAGUUUCUCAUCCUUCUGUAACAUUUAGUGCAUCUAUGCAAGGCACCGCUUCAAAAGUUCUACACAACGUAUGGACCAACGUUUCUGGCAAGCAACUUCCUAACUCCUCAAAGAUUCCUUCCCGUCUCCAACCAAUUAAUGUUUCUGAAACCACAACCUGGCCAUUGAAGCCAGGUAUUGAAGAUUCAAAGGAUGGUAAUGAAAUCUCUCGGCAGCAGAUGUUGCCUGAGAGUGUUGAGGCUGCGGAUGAGUCAGCAAGCGCGUCACAUGUUAAGGAAAAAGUUGGGAAGGGUAUACCCGAUGCAUCUCAAACUAGUCCAGCUGCUACUUCUAGAGAUAUUGAAGACUUUGGCCGGUCUUUAAGACCAAAUAACUUUUUACACCAGAACUUCCCUUUGCUAAAUCAGGUUCAGUCCAUGAAAAAUAUUGAGAUUGAUCCCAGUAAUCGAGAUGUCAAGAGAUUCAAAGUUUCAGAUAAUGUGAUAGAUAAACAGCAGGAAGAUUUCAACCAAGGACGGCAGUCAUAUGGAUAUGAUACCAUGGUCAAAGAUGUGUCGGGUGAUAGUUCUACGGUGCCUCCAGCUGAUCCUAAUAUACCAGGCUUCCCUACGAAGCCAGUUGAUGGUCGAGACACUAAUGCAUCUUCUCUGGAUGUGGGUGGAUAUGGUCAGAAAAAUGCUCUCAAUGUCUCCAACAGUAACAAUCCAGCUUCUAUUAGAAGUGAACAUCCUAUGAUAAAUCCUCAGAUGGCUCCAUCGUGGUUUGAACAAUAUGGAACUUUUAAAAAUGGUAAAAUGUUGCCUAUGUAUGAUGCACGGGCGAUGGCUCCUCCUAAACCUAUAGACCAGUCUUUCACUGUGAGGAACCAGUCUGAUAGUGUGCAUCUUGGCAAGUCAAUGGAACAAGUUAAUAGUCUUGGUGAUGCUGGUAAUACUAGGCUAAGUCCAACGCCCACUUCCUUUUCAAGCGAGCAUGUUCCUUCUCGGUUAUUGCCUCCUGCAAUUGAAUCUGAUUUACUCACAAGACCUAAGAAGCGGAAAAGUUCCACAUCUGAACUCAUUCCAUUUCAUAAAGAAUUGGAACAGGGCUCUGAAAGGCUUCAAGAUAUCAGUGCUGCAGAAUUAGAUUGGGCCCAAGCUGCAAAUAGAUUGGUUGAGAAGGUUGAAGAGGAUGCCGAGCAAAAUGAAGAACCAACAAUGAAAUCAAGAAGACGGCUUGUUUUGACAACACAGCUUAUGCAGCAAUUAUUUAACCCUCCGCCAGCAGCAGUUCUCUCUGCCGAUGCCAAAUCGAACCAUGAAAGUCUGGUCUACUCUGUUGCUAGAUUAGUUUUAGGAGAUGCAUGCAGAUCGGUCUCACAGUCUGGAAGUGGUGGUAGCAAGAAACUGCUGCAUGAUAAACUUAAAUCAUCCGAGAAGAACGAUCAUUACAUUAGGCAAGUGGAAGACUUUGUUGGUAGAAUGAGGAAACUGGAAAAUGAUAUAUUGAGAUUGGACAACAGAUCCUCAAUUUUGGACUUGAGAGUGGAAUGUCAAGAUUUAGAAAGAUUUUCUGUGAUCAACCGGUUUGCCAAGUUCCAUGGAAGGGGGCAAAAUGAUGGGGCAGAGACCUCAUCUGCUGAUGCAGCUCGAAAUGCUCAUAAACCAAGCCCCCCUCAGAGAUACGUUACUGCUGUUCCGAUGCCUAGAAAUCUCCCAGACAGGGUACAAUGUCUUUCACUUUGAUAAUUAAUUAAUUCAUUUUUCCAUCUUUCUUGGUCAGUUGUCUCUAGAACCUCCUGUUUCUGGUCCUUUUCUUUCAACUUAUAUUAUUGCACUUCAUCGCAAUAGAACCAUACAACUGGCAAUGUAGGAGAAGAAUGGUUACUAGAUUGCCCCCUCAACCAAUGGAGGCUGUUAGAUCUUUUCAAUCUAUAUAUGUAUGUAUGUAUGUCUAGAUCUUUGCAAUCUAGUUAUCUUUUGAUUUUCGGGUUCCCAGUCUUCUUGUAUAUAGUAAGAUAAUAUAUGCAGUCUACUUAGCUUUAACCAUACCAAUUAUGGAUGGCUUUUGUCUCUGAUUAAUUAUCACAGUGUUAACUCAAUCGAUAUUUGUUUUCUCAA